This is a messenger RNA of Papaver somniferum (opium poppy), 633 nucleotides long. RefSeq lists its product as uncharacterized. The record is from RefSeq and is a predicted model, not a curated record. Lineage: Eukaryota; Viridiplantae; Streptophyta; Magnoliopsida; Ranunculales; Papaveraceae. Bases 1 to 633 code for a protein of 210 amino acids. The transcript has a single exon.
AUGGGUGAUGAAGUAGAAUCAUCAACCAAAGGAAAAAACAUAGAAUGUGAUAUGCAGAAGAAGAAUCCAGUUUACCAUCUAGGGUCGAGUGAUGGUCCAGGCAUCAUCAUCACGCCGAUUGUCUUGAAGGUAACUAACUACGAUGAAUGGGCUAGAGCCAUAAGAAGAUCAUUAAUAGAUAAAAGGAAGUUUGGUUUUGUUGAUGGAACAAUCACAAAACCUGAACAUCAUGACCAGUUGGAAGAGUGGAUUGAUGUCCAGUCAAUGCUUGUUUCAUGGAUUAGCAACACGUUAGAAUCAUCGAUUAGAUCGAGUUUGGGAGACUAUGAUAAUGCAAACUUGUUGUGGACACAGUUGAAGAGAAGAUUCUGUGUUGUAAGCGGAACCAGAAUCUGUCAGCUGAAGGCUUCGUUGAGUGAGUGCAAACAAAAGAAAGCAGAAGGUGUAGCUGAGUACUUUGGGAGAUUGAACAAGAUAUGGGAUGAGAUGGUCACAUACAUGAAGGUACCUCAGUGCAAGUGUGGUAAUUGCACUUGUAAUAUCGCAACACAGGUUAGUAUGUUGAGAGAAGAAGAUUUUCUGCAUUAUUUUUUAAUUGGAUUAGACUCUGUGUAUAGUUCCUUGCGUGAAUAA